CUCAGCCUGAAGGAGAUUAAGGGCGGGGCUGGGCAGGAGAGUGCCCAGGGCUGACUGGUCGCUCUAGGCCUCUCGUCCACCUCCAGCCGCUGGUGCUCCAGAGGGUGGCGAGGUCUGCAUCUGCCAGGCCCAUGGCGGCUUCCACAGCUCUGUCAGCAGUGGCAGCGGUGGCGACACUGUCGGGCCUGGCAGUACGACUGUCACGCUCUGCAGCGACCCGGGGCUCUUACUGCAUCUUCUGCAAGGGGCUCACACGCACGCUUCUCACCUUCUUUGAUCUGGCCUGGAGGCUGCGCAUGAACUUCCCCUAUUUCUACAUCGUGGCCUCGGUGAUGCUCAACGUCCGCCUGCAAGUGCGGAUCGAGUGAGCGCCUGUGGCCACAGCAACCCACAGGAGGGUCCUGGGCCAGCCGGCCUGCCCGUGCGUCCACCCGCCCGCAGGGAGGACAGCGCAACCGCCCAGAUCUCCCGGAGGCGGUACGGAAAGGAGGCGGGGCGGCCCAGACCUCUGGACCCUUGAGCUCUGCGAAAGGACGCUGGCCACUGAGCCACCUAAAGCCAGACCCAGGCGUAACCUGCGCGCACCCGUCGUG
This is a messenger RNA of Phyllostomus hastatus (greater spear-nosed bat), 593 nucleotides long. RefSeq names its product small integral membrane protein 10-like protein 2A. Lineage: Eukaryota; Metazoa; Chordata; Mammalia; Chiroptera; Phyllostomidae. The record is from RefSeq and is a predicted model, not a curated record. Bases 132 to 368 code for a protein of 78 amino acids. The transcript has a single exon.